AUGUCCUCCGCUGGUACAACCUGGUAUAUGAAACUUUCUACUAGCGCAUCCAAAAACUCUCACAUACAGAUCGUCGGCUACGAUGAUCCUAUCAAGCUUCAGAAAUUGAAACUGUCUCGUACAACACGUCUCAACCGACUUCGAUCAACACGUUGUUCAAAAUCUCUCCUCGCAGCUCUAGUCAAGACAAUACAUAUUACCGAUCUUAAUACCUCCUUAUACCUUCCUGAUGACGACCCAAGCUCCGAAUACGACGCCUAUCUCCGGCACGUUGGCCUCCCCAGUCACAGCACGUCCAAUCUUGAGGGUUUGAUGGGUUUCAUCCUAUUUUACAACCAUGCAUUUAAUCGUUUGAUGUAUGCCAUAUCACCAAGGACUAAACAGGUUUGGAUUGCGGCAGAAAAUGACGACGCGAAAGGAAGAAGUCAGAGACAACUUCCUCCAGGUCUUUGGAUGAGCAUCGGGCCUUUCCGUUCAAGCUCUACCAUGAGCGCUGGCAACUUCUUGAAACACUCAUACUUUGCUCACCCGGCCGCCGCGGCGUGA
Messenger RNA from Rhinocladiella mackenziei CBS 650.93, 546 nucleotides. RefSeq lists its product as uncharacterized. The transcript has a single exon. Bases 1 to 546 code for a protein of 181 amino acids. Lineage: Eukaryota; Fungi; Ascomycota; Eurotiomycetes; Chaetothyriales; Herpotrichiellaceae. The record is from RefSeq and is a predicted model, not a curated record.